UUAGCUUCCAGUUCCUUCCACACGUGAGGAAUACGACCUUUAACUCGGUGGACGAGUCGUUUUUAGAGGUUUCUAUAUGUGCAGCAGGUGACAAUGCUUCUUGCGAGGAGAGCUGUGAAGGCGGCGGUGCGGACAAACACCUGCAGGUGCUUUAGUGUCGCACAGACUCACCUGAGCGACAGAAAAGGUCUGGUGCUAGGAGUGUUUGAGCAGCAGGAGGGAAAGGAUGGCAGCCUUCAUCUCACUGAGGCCGCAGCAGGUUUCGAUAAGUCUCUGUCUGGGAAACUGUCGGAGCUGCUGAAAAUCUCUGGACCUGCACUCAAGAAAGGCAAAAGCAGAAUAUUUUAUGGAAUUCACAAGGACUUUCCCUGUUUGGCGGUGGUGGGCCUGGGUAAGAGCAAAGCAGGUGUUUGUGGGGCAGAGAACUGGGACACCAGCAAGGAGAACAUCAGGCAGGCAGUGUCGGCUGGCUGCCGGUCGCUUCAGGACCUGGAGGUGAAACAUGUGGAGGUGGACAGCUGUGGUGAUGCUCAGUCAGCUGCAGAAGGAGCCGUUCUGGGGUUGUUUCAGUAUGAUCAACUCAAAUCCAAGAAGAGGACCAAAGUAACAGCGCAGCUUCACGGGAGUGCUGACAUGGUCGGAUGGGAGAAAGGUGUCAUGUUUGCAGAAGGCCAAAACCUGGCGCGGCUUCUCAUGGAAGCUCCAGCCAAUCACAUCACUCCCACUGCUUUCGCGAACGCCAUCGAAGAGAAACUUGUUCCACACGCCGAACGAGUCACGAUAAAUAAAAGAUCACAGGCUUGGAUAGCGGAGCAGCAGAUGGGAGCCUUCCUCAGUGUGUCGAAGGGUUCGGAGGAGCCGCCUGUCUUCCUGGAGCUGCAUUACAAUGGUUCACCCAACAGCAAGCAGCCACCGCUGCUCCUAGUGGGGAAAGGCAUCACGUUUGACAGCGGGGGUAUUUCUCUGAAGCCCUCUCAGUCUAUGGAUGCAAUGAGAGCUGAUAUGGGUGGAGCCGCCACCGUCUGCGCAUCCAUAGUCACGGCAGCAGCUCUGAAACUGCCGGUCAACAUUAUUGGUUUGGCCCCCCUGUGUGAGAACAUGCCCAGUGGAAAGGCGACCAAACCAGGUGAUGUUAUCACAGCCAAGAAUGGGAAAACAAUCCAGGUUGAUAAUACAGAUGCAGAGGGCCGACUGAUCCUUGCUGAUGCGCUCUGUUAUGGACACACCUUCAAUCCCAGAGCCAUUGUCAAUGUUGCUACUCUAACAGGUGCGAUGGAUGUAGCUCUUGGCUCGGCAGCAACGGGAGUGUUUACAAAUUCUGACUGGCUCUGGGAGCAGCUGCACAAGGCUAGUGUUGUGACAGGUGACAGAGUGUGGCGGAUGCCUCUCUUCCAGCACUACACCAGACAGGUGACUGACAGCCAGCUGGCUGACCUCAACAACAUCGGCAAGUACAGCCGUUCUGGUGGUGCGUGCACGGCAGCGGCAUUCUUGAGGGAGUUCGUCUCAGCUCCCCACUGGGCUCAUCUGGACAUUGCUGGCGUGAUGAGUAACAAAGACGAGAUUCCCUACCUGAGGAAAGGCAUGUCUGGCAGACCUACACGUACAUUAGUGGAGUUUGCUGCCGGUUUGGCGCACAACAGCUGAGAUGGACAAAAAAUUUCAAGACUUUUCCACAUUCAUCCAGCCUGACUGAGCAGAGGUGUGUGUCACAUGAGAGCUUAACACAAAAGGUCAGAAUCCACACACAUUUGAACAGUUCCUCUGAAGAACUGAAGAAAUAUUUAGUGAAACAGUCUGAUGGAGCUUCACAGUUUUUACUGAAUGUUUUUAGGCCUCAUUGUUCUACACAAUGUAUUCCUCAAACUGAUGUUUUCACCAGAGAAACCUGAAGCUACGUAGCACUUAAAUCAUCUUUUAUGCGUUGUAUAAAUAGAUUCUAAUUGGUAAAUAAAAAAACAUUUAAGUGCA
Messenger RNA from Amphiprion ocellaris (clown anemonefish), 1971 nucleotides. It is a transcript of the gene lap3, whose product is annotated as leucine aminopeptidase 3. The record is from RefSeq and is a predicted model, not a curated record. NCBI's taxonomy places the organism in Eukaryota, Metazoa, Chordata, Actinopteri, Pomacentridae. The transcript has 13 exons. Bases 94 to 1647 code for a protein of 517 amino acids. Gene Ontology annotation, cellular component: cytoplasm. Gene Ontology annotation, biological process: proteolysis. Gene Ontology annotation, molecular function: manganese ion binding; metalloaminopeptidase activity.